AUGGCCUUGCCUCAGGGAUUCUAUAGGCAGGGGGAGUCCCAGGUUUGUAGGCUACUCAAGUCCCUUUAUGGCCUCAAACAUGCAUCAAGGCAGUGGAAUAUCAAGUUGACUGAUGCACUGAUAGGUGAAGGAUACUUGCAAAGUGCCUAUAAUCAUUCCCUAUUCACAAAGAAGACAGAUGCAGACUUGGUAAUCAUCCUUGUGUAUGUGGAUGAUUUACUAAUUACUGGCAGCAACACUACAUUGGUGGAAGAGGCAAAGGCAACCCUACACAAGCAUUUCAAGCUGAAAGAUUUAGGUGAGCUAAGAUACUUCCUAGGAAUUGAGCUCAUGAGAUCAGACAAGGGAAUUGUGCUUAAUCAAAGGAAGUAUGCACUUCAACUAAUCUCAGAAGUGGGGUUGAGUGAAGUUAAAGGAGAUGAAGAGCUGCAGGGCAUUGUAAGCUAUCAAAAACUAAUAGGGAAACUGAUCUACCUCACCAUUACAAGACCAGAUAUUUGUUUUGCUGUUCAAGUUUUGAGCCAGUUUAUGCAGAAUCCAAAACAAUCACAUUUGGAUGCUGCAUUGAGAGUAGUUAGAUACAUAAAGGGAUCACCAGGAAUGGGAUUGCUGUUAAAGAAAGGAGCAAUAGAAGAAAUCACAGCUUAUUGUGAUGCAGAUUGGGCAGCUUGCCCAAAUACAAGAAGGAGUUCUGCUGAAGCAGAAUAUAGAAGUAUGGCAGUAGUAACUUCAGAGUUGGUCUGGCUAGUGGGCUUACUGAAGGAGCUGGGAUUGACUGUAAAGGAGCCAGUGAUGUUGCACUGUGAUAGCAAUGCAGCUAUGCAAAUUGCAGUCAAUCCAGUCUACCAUGAGAGAACAAAACAUAUAGAGAUUGACUGCCAAUUUUGUGAGAGAAAAAAUCAAAGAGGGAUUGAUUGA
Messenger RNA from Nicotiana attenuata, 918 nucleotides. RefSeq lists its product as uncharacterized. The record is from RefSeq and is a predicted model, not a curated record. The coding region runs from base 1 to 918 and encodes 305 amino acids. The transcript has 3 exons. NCBI's taxonomy places the organism in Eukaryota, Viridiplantae, Streptophyta, Magnoliopsida, Solanales, Solanaceae.